AUGUCGGGAGAGAAAGACCUCGAGAACGGCGACCCCAAGAGGGAGCGAAUCUCCUUCGCCGAUGGUUGGGAUCCAGAUAAAGAUGAGGGCGAAUAUGCCAACCUCCUGCGAUACAUCUCAACCUACCGAGACAGACGAUUCUCUAAAGCUCCCUCUCAAGUUUCGGGCGACGAUGUCGACGCAUCCAAACCAAAGAAGAAGGGCUUCUUCGCACGAAUGUUCGGUGGCGGCAAUGGCCCAGAGGCUCUCUUCGAGGUGCCUGAAGACUGGGUCCUCACGGAUAUCAACACAGGUCUGUCGUCAGCGCAGGUCGAAGAGCGUAGGAGGAAGACUGGUUUCAACGAGCUCACUACCGAAAAAGAAAACAUGUUCCUGAAGUUCUUGGGUUACUUCAGAGGCCCAAUUCUCUAUGUUAUGGAACUUGCUGUCUUGCUCGCGGCUGGUCUGCGAGAUUGGAUUGAUUUCGCUGUCAUCAUCGGUAUCCUUCUGCUCAACGCUGUUGUCGGUUGGUACCAGGAAAAACAAGCUGCCGAUGUCGUGGCUUCUUUGAAGGGUGAUAUUGCCAUGAAGGCUAUCGUUGUUCGUGAUGGUCGUGAGCAAGAAAUCAAGGCUCGUGAACUGGUUCCCGGUGACGUUCUUAUCUUGGAAGAGGGUAUGGUCGUUGCUGCGGAGUGCCGACUCAUUUGCGACUACGAUAACAAAGCUGGUUUUGAAGAGUAUAAGCAAUUGGUCAGCGAUCCAGAGGAGCACUACUCUAAGAACCACACUGACUCGGACGACGAUGACGAGCACCACUCUGGUGUCUCCAUCGUGGCUACUGAUCAAUCUGCUAUCACUGGUGAAUCCCUUGCUGUCGACAAGUACAUGGGCGACGUCUGCUACUACACUACUGGUUGCAAGCGAGGUCAUGCUUACUCAAUGGUUACCGAGUCUGCUCGUGGAUCUUUCGUCGGAAAGACUGCAUCGCUUGUCCAAGGUGCCAACGAUUCUGGUCAUUUCAAGCAGGUCAUGGACUCCAUCGGUACCGCGCUUUUAGUUCUCGUCGUUUUCUGGAUCCUCGCUGCCUGGAUCGGUGGUUUCUUCCACAACAUUCCUAUUGCUACACCUCAGCACAGCUCUAUCAACUUGCUCCACUACGCUUUGAUCCUGCUCAUCAUCGGUGUCCCCGUUGGUCUGCCAGUCGUCACGACGACUACCUUGGCCGUCGGUGCUGCCUACUUGGCUAAGCAGAAGGCCAUUGUCCAGAAGCUUACUGCCAUUGAGUCUCUUGCUGGUGUCGACGUUCUGUGCUCUGACAAGACUGGUACUUUGACUGCCAAUCAGCUUACUAUCCGUGAACCAUAUGUUGCUGAGGGCGAGGAUGUCAACUGGAUGAUGGCUUGUGCCGCUCUUGCAUCAUCUCACAACUUGAAAGCUCUUGAUCCUAUUGACAAAAUCACGAUUCUCACCCUGAAGCGAUAUCCUAAGGCUCGUGAGAUCCUGUCUCAGGGAUGGAAGACUGUGAAGUACACUCCAUUCGAUCCUGUCUCCAAGCGAAUUACUACUAUCUGCACACUCAAGGGUGAGACCUGGGCUUUCUGCAAAGGUGCACCAAAAGCUGUACUGUCCAUCGCUGAGUGUGACGAGUCCACCUCCAAGCACUACAGAGAUACUGCUGCUGAUUUCGCUCGACGUGGUUUCCGAUCCCUUGGUGUAGCCUCCAAGCGUGGCAACGAGCCAUGGAAGGUCAUCGGUAUGCUUCCCAUGUUCGACCCUCCACGAGAAGACACUGCCCACACUAUUCUCGAAGCUCAAAACCUUGGUCUUUCCGUGAAGAUGUUGACUGGUGAUGCCAUUGCUAUUGCUAAGGAAACUUGCAAACUGCUCGCUCUCGGUACCAAGGUCUACAACUCUCACCGUCUCAUUGCUGGUGGUGUUGCUGGCACAACUCAGUAUGAUCUUGUUGAAAAGGCAGACGGUUUUGCUGAAGUCUUCCCCGAGCACAAGUACCAGGUCGUCGAAAUGCUGCAACAGCGAGGUCACUUGACUGCCAUGACAGGUGACGGUGUCAACGAUGCACCCUCGCUCAAGAAAUCUGACUGUGGUAUCGCUGUCGAGGGGGCCACUGAAGCUGCCCAGGCUGCAUCCGAUAUUGUCUUCCUUGCUCCAGGUCUAUCAACCAUCGUCGAUGCUAUCAAGUGCGCCCGACAGAUCUUCCAGAGAAUGAAGGCAUACGUCCAAUAUCGUAUUGCUCUUUGCCUCCACUUGGAAAUCUACCUGGUCACUUCGAUGUGUAUCAUCAACGAGACCCUCCGAACCGAUUUGAUCGUCUUCUUAGCCUUGUUCGCCGAUUUGGCCACCAUCGCUGUUGCCUACGAUAAUGCUCACUACGAACAACGACCGGUCGAAUGGCAACUGCCCAGAAUCUGGGUCAUUUCAGUCGUCCUUGGAGUACUCUUGGCUCUCUCAACCUGGAUUAUGCGAGGCACAUUCUUCCUUCCAAACGGUGGUCUCGUCCAGAACUUCGGUAAUGUUCAGCUUAUGCUCUUCUUGCAGAUCUCGCUUGUUGAGAACUGGCUUAUCUUCGUUACUCGAGGUGGUCAGACAUUCCCCAACUGGAAACUUGUUGGUGCUAUCUUCGUGGUCGAUGUUCUCUCAACACUCUUCUGUGUCUUUGGUUGGCUUCACGGUGGUGAGGAUGAGUUCUUCACCUCGCCUGGUUCCAUCCGUGUCGGUGUCCAACCAUACAGCGCGCAGACAUCCAUCGUUACCGUUGUUGUCAUUUGGGGCUACUCAAUCGGUGUCAUGAUUGUCACCGCUAUCGUUUACUACCUUCUCACCAAGAUGGAUUCGAUUACCAACCUCGGCCGCCACAAACGCUCUCGAGCUGACACUCAAAUGGAGAACAUCCUUGGUCACCUCAGCCGCAUCGCUCUCGAGCACGAGACUGACGUUCACGGCAAGUCGAAAUGGGUCUUGGGUAGCAAGACUACUGGUGAGGAGGAAGAGGAAUAG
Lithohypha guttulata is the source of this 2994-nucleotide messenger RNA. RefSeq lists its product as uncharacterized. The record is from RefSeq and is a predicted model, not a curated record. The transcript has 3 exons. Gene Ontology annotation, biological process: proton export across plasma membrane; regulation of intracellular pH. Gene Ontology annotation, molecular function: ATP hydrolysis activity; ATP binding; P-type proton-exporting transporter activity. Gene Ontology annotation, cellular component: plasma membrane. The coding region runs from base 1 to 2994 and encodes 997 amino acids. NCBI's taxonomy places the organism in Eukaryota, Fungi, Ascomycota, Eurotiomycetes, Chaetothyriales, Trichomeriaceae.